This is a messenger RNA of Caenorhabditis briggsae, 4191 nucleotides long. It is a transcript of the gene Cbr-vha-7, whose product is annotated as Protein CBR-VHA-7. The coding region runs from base 1 to 4191 and encodes 1396 amino acids. Gene Ontology annotation, biological process: vacuolar acidification; proton transmembrane transport. Gene Ontology annotation, cellular component: vacuolar proton-transporting V-type ATPase complex; plasma membrane; proton-transporting V-type ATPase, V0 domain. The transcript has 25 exons. Lineage: Eukaryota; Metazoa; Nematoda; Chromadorea; Rhabditida; Rhabditidae. The record is from RefSeq and is a predicted model, not a curated record. Gene Ontology annotation, molecular function: proton-transporting ATPase activity, rotational mechanism; ATPase binding.
AUGGCAAUGAAGAAGACAACAACCGGAAACCAAUUGAGAAAGACGAAGAAGACGAAGAAAAUGACAGAAGGAGCCACAUGGAGACAAAUGAUGAACCAAUUGACCAUUACAGUACAAUCUAUGAUGACCAUUGCUGAAAUUAUAGACUUUUCUAACAUUAACACAACUCCACAAAAAUGGACAUCCUCUCCUGGAGAAACAUUCCAAACUUUGAAGUUUGGAAUUCCCAAUCUCCAUUUGGACAUUCCUUUCGGAGAACGCCUUCCAAAGGACUUUUAUUUGGAUCUUCUUCGUUCCUCCGGAACGAGACAUUUCAAGGCUUUCUACAGUACAGAUUCGUUGGAAGAUGCUGUGGAAUUCGUCAACAAUUUUUGUGGAGCCGAAAAUCUUCUAAGCUUGAAUCUUUAUUUAUCUUGUUGUGAAUUUUCAAGUAGUUUGUUAGGGGCUUAUCAUGUAGGAAAUAUUCUGAUUUCAUUUUUUUUUUGCAGCUCUAUGAGUUCUUUCGCUAACUUGGGUUUCGUACCACCGGACGGAGAUGAUGACAUUGUCACUAUGAGACAAAGAAGUAGCGAAUCGUUUUCAGCAGAAGAUUCUUUCACGGAUGGGUCGCCUGACCAUCGGAGCAACAUACAAAGAUGUUCUCAGAAAAAGAGUAAAAUGCGAGCUCCACUACUUGCUUCGACUCCUCGUGUGAUUUGUCGAAUUCAACGAACCAACAGGUUAUAUUUCAGCAUUCUACCAUACUUCACUCGGGAGCCAAUGUUCGAACCGAUUCCAGAAUUCAUAGAGAUGUCUGAUAAUUUCAACGAUGUUUCUGAAAAUUCGCAAGGAUACCGUUUCUUCAAUACCAAGGAACCGUUCUCACGCCAUUCCUACCGUAAUUGGCAUCGUCUGAACUUCGACGUCCUUCCUAAAGUUUCUAACUUUUCUAGGCGAGUCUUAGCCAGAGUUCGGGAAACGUUACCAGCCUUUGGUUUUGCUUCAGCGGAAGAAGAGGAUCUCAGCAUCGAAGAGGCUCGACAAGGCCAGGACGAUCGACGAGAACACAUUGAUUUAUCAGAAAUAUUCAACGACGAUAAUCAAAUUGUAAAUAGUCAGGAGUUGGCUGGAGGAUUAGGAGUUUCCAAUCUCAACUUCGAUAAGUCACUCAUAGAACACGAUCAUCUCGAUUUCGAUUCCACCCCACAAUCGGCUCACGACGUAAUCUGGCUCAGAGAUAUGUCAGCGACGACAUCAAUUUCUGAACCAAUACUUCACCAAUCCACAAAAGUAACCAUGACACCACCCGGAAAGAAUCCUGUGAAUGGUCUGGAAAUCACCAUGACAGAAAAGAAAACAGACGAAGCUUCAAUGUUUCGGUCAGAACCAAUGAAGCUUUACCAGAUGAUUUUAGUGAGAGAAGCCGCUUUUGAAUGUGUAGCAGAACUUGGUAAACAAGGAAAUGUACAGUUUAUAGAUGUGAGUCUGAAUGCAAAGUUGUCUCUCUACUCGCGCAGUUUUGUAAAACAAAUGCGUCGAUGUGAGGAAAUGGAACGGAAGCUUCGUUUCUUGGAAAAGCAAGUCAUCACAUGUAAACCUGGUCUCGAUCCGAAAUCAAUCGAUUUCUCCGAUUUGACAGCUCCAACCCAAGCUGAAAUGAUUCAGUUAGAACAUAAACUGGAUCAAUUGGAAAAGGAGUUUCUGGAUUUGAACAACAAUGAUUAUGCUCUACGAAAGAAUUUAAACUUUUCAAAGGAAUUUCUUUAUGUCAUGAGACUUGUUGACGACUUUUUCCAAGUGCACAAAGAAGAGGAAGCAAAAGCACGAUUCGAAAGAUCGGCAACCACUGAUGACAUGGAUUUGUUUUCGAAAUCAUUUGGAUUCGGUGGCUUGCCCAGCAACGAUAUGCCAAUGACACCUUUGAUUGGAACUGAUGAAAAUGCAUGGUUUGUCGCUGGUGUACUUCCGCUCGAUAAAAAGGAGUCAUUUGAACGGGUUCUUUGGCGUGCUUGUCGUCGUACAGCUUUUGUUCGGACCUCUGAAACAUCGUUUGUGGUGAAUGAUCCGGUUACUUUUUUGUUAUUAACCUUUUUGAAAAUUCAGCUUGAACCUCUACAAAAAUGUGUGUUCAUCGUUUUCUUCAAAGGAGAUUCGCUUCGUUUGAUUGUGGAAAAAGUGUGUGAUGGGUUUAACGCAACUCAGUACCCAUGCCCAAAAACUUCAAAGGAAAGAAAAAUGAAAAUGUCAGAAACAGAAGGUCGGAUGAACGAUUUGACAGUGGUUAUCGAUACAACUCAAACUCAUCGCUAUACAAUCCUCAAAGAUUUGUCGUACGAACUCCCGGUUUGGCUGAAAAACAUUCAGAUUCAGAAGUCCGUUUUUGCAGUUAUGAACAUGUUCACGGUCGAUACAAAUGGUUUUCUGGCGGGUGAGUGCUGGAUUCCUGCUGCUGCUGAAGAAGACGUGAGGACAGCCCUCCACGAUGGAUUUAAAGCAAGUGGGACAGAAGUUGAGCCAAUUCUCAACGAGCUUUGGACAAAUGCACCACCACCAACUUUACAUAAAACCAACAAAUUCACAAAUGUCUUCCAAAGUAUCGUAGAUUCGUACGGUGUUGGACAGUAUCGUGAAGUGAAUCCAGCUCCCUAUACAAUAAUAACGUUCCCAUUUCUGUUUGCUGUGAUGUUUGGAGAUGCUGCUCAUGGGUUGAUCCUUCUUCUAACGGCACUGUUCUUCAUAAGGAACGAAAAAACCAUUGAGGCCAAAAAGAUUAGAGAUGAGAUUUUCAACACCUUCUAUGGUGGUCGUUAUAUCAUGAUGUUGAUGGGUAUAUUCUCCAUCUAUACUGGAUUCCUGUACAACGACGCUUUCGCCAAGUCAUUCAGUGUUUUUGGAAGUGGAUGGACCAAUUCGUACAAUGAGACGACGUUAGACUCGUGGAUGAAACGUUCUAAUGAAUCAAAACGCGAAUUUGCAUUGGAGCUAGUUCCAGAAUUGGCAUUCGAAAAAGAGAAUACAUACCCGUUUGGAGUGGAUCCCAUCUGGAAUGUUGCUGAUAAUCGACUAUCGUUCUUGAACUCGAUGAAAAUGAAGGCGUCGGUUAUAAUUGGUAUAACUCAGAUGACGUUCGGAGUAUUUCUAUCAGUUCUCAAUCAUACUCAUUUCAAGUCUUAUAUUGAUAUCGUCGCCAAUUUCAUACCUCAAGUCAUCUUUCUCUCGUGCAUUUUCAUUUAUCUCUGUAUCCAAAUAGUCGUGAAAUGGUUAUUUUUCACUGUGAAUGCUGAAAAUGUUCUUGGCUACGAAUAUCCUGGAUCCCACUGUGCUCCAUCUCUGCUCAUUGGUUUGAUAAAUAUGUUCAUGUUCAAGAAAAGAAAUGAGGGAUAUUAUGAUAAGAAUGGAGAAGUGUUCAGAAACUGCCAUCUUGGUUAUUGGUAUCCAAAUCAGGUAAGAACAUUUUCAAAAAUUGAAAAAAUGUCUUAUAUAUCAAUAUUACAGCGUCUCGUGGAAACUGUCUUGAUUUCAAUCGCCAUAGCUUGUGUGCCAGCAAUGCUUCUCGGAAAGCCGCUUUGGGUCAGGUUCGUCACAUCUAAACGACGACGUCUUCAAGAAACGAGAAGUGUGAAAGGUCUCCGAAGAAACGGAACAACAGUCAGUGCUCCAACGAGUCCAAUAACCGAUAUAGGACCACCGAAAUUUGUGCAGGAGGACGCUGAGCUGUUGCUGGCUGAUGAACUCGAUAUCGGAGACGAUAUCCAUCAUUCUCUCACCGAUAUUUUUGUGCAUCAAGCGAUUCACACCAUUGAAUUCGUGUUAGGAUGUGUUUCUCAUACUGCUUCUUAUCUUCGUCUCUGGGCGCUUUCUCUAGCUCAUGCUCAGCUGUCGGAGGUAAUGUGGCAUAUGGUUCUGAUGCAAGGAAUGCAUGCAGCUGAUCAUAUCGGAAGUGAGAGAGUCGUUUCAUUUCUUCAACCGGUGGUUGCUUUAAUUUCGUUCUUCAUAUUCGCCAUUUUAUCGCUUUCAAUUUUGAUCAUGAUGGAAGGUCUUUCCGCAUUCCUUCACGCUCUUCGUCUUCACUGGGUGGAAUUCCAAUCAAAGUUCUACCUGGGAACCGGACAUCCAUUCCACGCAUUUUAUCUCAAAGAAAGCCUCGAGAAUGCUCAGCUUAUCACUGAGGAAACCGAUCGUCUCGCUGAUAUAUCCCGAGGACAACACUAA